Molecule: messenger RNA, 2928 nt
Organism: Cercocebus atys (sooty mangabey)
Lineage: Eukaryota; Metazoa; Chordata; Mammalia; Primates; Cercopithecidae
Gene: SS18L1
Product: synovial sarcoma translocation gene on chromosome 18-like 1
Exons: 10
Coding region: 105-1355 (416 amino acids)
Biological process (GO): positive regulation of dendrite morphogenesis; positive regulation of transcription by RNA polymerase II
Cellular component (GO): nucleus
Molecular function (GO): transcription coactivator activity
Source: RefSeq, a predicted model, not a curated record
CCCCUGCCCCCCCGCCGCUACUGCGGAUAAUGAGCGCCUCGGGCCGCCGAGCGCAGCCGGAGUAUCCACCCCGAUGACCACGGGCUGAGUCCCGCGCAGCCACCAUGUCCGUGGCCUUCGCGUCCGCCCGGCCAAGAGGCAAAGGGGAGGUCACGCAGCAAACCAUCCAGAAGAUGCUGGACGAGAACCACCACCUGAUCCAGUGCAUCCUGGAGUACCAGAGCAAGGGCAAGACAGCCGAGUGCACGCAGUACCAGCAAAUCCUGCACCGGAACCUGGUAUACCUGGCCACGAUCGCAGACUCCAACCAGAACAUGCAGUCCCUGCUUCCUGCCCCGCCCACGCAGAACAUGAACCUGGGCCCUGGAGCCCUGACUCAGAGUGGCUCCAGCCAGGGCCUGCACUCCCAGGGCAGCCUGAGUGACGCCAUCAGCACGGGCCUGCCACCCUCCUCCCUCCUGCAGGGCCAGAUUGGCAACGGGCCAAGCCAUGUGUCCAUGCAGCAGACGGCGCCUAACACGCUGCCCACCACCUCCAUGAGCAUCUCGGGGCCCGGCUACAGUCACGCGGGGCCUGCCUCACAGGGCGUCCCCAUGCAGGGGCAAGGCACCAUCGGCAACUACGUGUCUCGGACCAACAUCAACAUGCAGUCCAACCCAGUCUCCAUGAUGCAGCAGCAGGCGGCCACGUCGCACUACAGCUCGGCUCAGGGCGGCAGCCAGCACUACCAGGGCCAGUCGUCCAUCGCCAUGAUGGGGCAAGGCAGCCAGGGGAGCAGCAUGAUGGGGCAGCGGCCUAUGGCGCCCUACCGGCCCUCCCAGCAAGGCUCUUCCCAGCAGUACCUGGGCCAAGAGGAGUACUAUGGCGAGCAGUACAGCCACAGCCAGGGCGCCGCAGAGCCCAUGGGCCAGCAGUACUACCCCGAUGGCCAUGGCGAUUACGCCUACCAGCAGUCAUCCUACACGGAGCAGAGCUACGACCGGUCAUUCGAGGAGUCCACACAGCACUACUACGAGGGGGGAAACUCCCAGUACAGCCAGCAGCAGGCUGGGUACCAGCAGGGCACCGCGCAGCAGCAGACCUACUCCCAGCAGCAGUACCCCAGCCAGCAGAGCUACCCCGGGCAGCAGCAGGGCUACGGGCCUGCCCAGGGAGCCCCGUCACAGUACCCCAGCUACCAGCAAGGCCAAGGCCAGCAGUACGGAAGCUACAGAGCACCGCAGACAGCGCCGUCUGCCCAGCAGCAGCGGCCCUACGGCUAUGAACAGGCAAGCUUUCUGGAUGUUUCCAGAUGUGCCCAUCCACCGCGCCUGUCGAGACAUAAUGAAGAUUUCUCUUAUGGCCAUGAGGAAUAAUGAGCUGGAACUAACUGGCUUCCAGGGUUCCUUCCAGAAUGUUAAGUCUCUGAGCCUGUAAGGUUUUUCAGAAUUACCUCUGUGUAUAUACUCACCUCAGUCAUCCAGCUGGCUUUUCAUACCCUGAGCUCACCGUUAGAUCUGCAUGCCUGGUUCUCACAUUCGUUCACUCUGCCAGUGUUUGUCGCGUACUGGGCACGUGUCCGGUCUCUGCUGGGUGCUUGGUGUGUGGCCGUGCCACGAACCCUGCGCUUUCAGAGCUUAUUAUCUCGCUACGGAGACAUAAGGUUGUUCCACAGGCCAGACAGUGCUGAGAUCAGAGCGGGGGGCCCCGAGUGGAGCCCGCCUUCCAGGUGGGGGCACAGGCGGCUGCAUUUGGCCCCUGUGGACAAUUCCAGGACAAAGACACAGCGGGGAGUGGCAGCCCCAGGCUCAGCCCAGGGAGGGGUAGCCCUUUCUGCCCAGGAACAGCGAGCAGGGCUUUGAAGGAGCUGAGGAAAGAGCAGCUUGGAAGAUGGAAGAGCGGGAGCUCUUGGGACAGUGAGGAGGCCGGCUUGGCGGGAGGUGACAGGGACAGGUGGGCGUGGGGGCCUCCAUAAAGCAGGCAUCGCCUUCCCUGUGAGUAGGAUGGGGCCCCUGGAGGAGGACAGGGUCUGUGUGGCGGGAGCACUGCAGGAGCGAAGGCCUCCUAGAGGAGAAUGAGCCAGGCACAGGAAGCGGGCGUGCCAAGGUCCUGAGGCACCGGGAGGUUUGUCCCAGUGAAGGCAGCCCGAAGGAGGCUCGGUGGCUGGAGCACGGGGCAUACGAAGGAGAAUGGUCUUGGACAUUUUUUGGAGCCUCCUUUGAGAGAGUCCUUAGCAGGAAGUGGCUCUGUGUUGGUGACUCUGAGCUGGCCAGAGGUGUUAGGGACACUUUACACCGCCAGUGAAAUUUCAAAGCACUGCGUCGAUCAAGGUGGUUUUCUCAGGGAACUGGGUAGGUAAGAGGCCGAAUACUAUUUUUUAAAUGCUUCUCGUCCUCCUCCCUCAAGAGGGCAAAGGGUCACCAGGUAGAUGUAGAGAAGCCUAAAGAUCAUGUAACACAGGCCCCCUGCCAGGGCACAGUACUCAGAAGGUCAUGCCUGGGAAGGGCACACCGAUGAGGCAUUUACAAAGACGUUAGGAGUGCUCCUGGUGUGCUCUCAGGACACCGUGAGGCCACUGCAGCCGACGCCAGGGGCCGCCUCUCCCCAGUGUGUGCUGGGCGCCGGUCAGCGGGGAGCAGGCCCCAGCUUGGCCCUCUAGGCUUGCACAGGAGCGUCAUGCUGGGGUCUGGAAGGACAGCAGUCUGCAUCCAAAUUAGAAUUAAUGAUUCUGACGAGACACUAUACCUCCUUCAUACAGUCCUGAAAAUAACUUACUUGGAUUUUGUGAAAUAAGUGAAUGUCCUAACUUAAUUAUAAGACUGAACCAGAGGACAUACAACUUUAUGCCUACCUAUGAAAGGACCGUGACUGGUUGUGGUGGCCCAUACCUGUAAUUCCAGCACUUUGGGAGGCCAAGGCAGGAGGAUUGCUAGAGCCCAGGAGUUUGAG